AUGGCGAGCCCCGAGAAGGUCGCUGAGCUGGCGGCGCGACUGCGUAGUCUCGCUGAUAGCAUAUCGACCCACGAAGAUCCUGGCGAAAGGUCUAAGACGUCGCUCCAAGAGGCUGCGGUGGAGUUGGAACAGACUGUCACCAAGUUCCACUCACGCGGCGAUGCUCACGUACUGGUGCUGAUUGAUGCGCAUAGUCAUCCGUUCUGUAACGACGUCUACCACGAAUCCUCCGAGCACAUCUACUCCGAGUUCGAAAGAGUCAAGCCAUUCAAAAUCAGGAGUCGUCUUCACAAAGCGAUUAAGAAUUACUUGAUCGGGAUAUCCGCAGUUGCAGCCCUCGGGGCGUCUCGACUGGUUGUGCGCCUAUAUGCCGACUCGGCCAAGUUAGAGAAUGAUCUACUUCGCCCGCUUCAGCAAUUUGCUGUUCAAUUCUCCUCGAUUGACGCCGACUUCGACUUCAUCGGCGUUCAAGACGAAACUACGGUAGAGCUCAAAGUCUCUAGUGAGUGA
Messenger RNA from Alternaria arbusti, 510 nucleotides. RefSeq lists its product as uncharacterized. Lineage: Eukaryota; Fungi; Ascomycota; Dothideomycetes; Pleosporales; Pleosporaceae. The transcript has 2 exons. The coding region runs from base 1 to 510 and encodes 169 amino acids. The record is from RefSeq and is a predicted model, not a curated record.